Syngnathus typhle (broad-nosed pipefish) is the source of this 1129-nucleotide messenger RNA. Its product is annotated as cGMP-dependent protein kinase 1-like. The transcript is spliced from 10 exons. The record is from RefSeq and is a predicted model, not a curated record. Bases 137 to 1129 code for a protein of 330 amino acids. Gene Ontology annotation, molecular function: cGMP-dependent protein kinase activity; ATP binding. Lineage: Eukaryota; Metazoa; Chordata; Actinopteri; Syngnathiformes; Syngnathidae.
GAGGAGCUGUCAAAGUCACCUGUGCGCAUGCACGUGUGAGUAGCUCAUCCGAGGACGCGCCGACAGAACAUUCUUCCAAAUCCUCAUUCCAGAAGCGUGCUGAAGUCACAACAAGGAGGGCACGAGCACUCGGCUGAUGGCGGCAACAAAGAGAGGCGGCGGCAUGCUGCGUGACCUGCAGGUGGCGUUGCAGCGGAAGAUUGAGGAGCUGACGGAGCGAGACGCGCUGAUUGAGGAGCUGGAGUCAGAACUGGAUGCCAAAGAUCUCCUGAUUGGCCAUUUGCGGGCCGAGCUGGACCGUCAUCGUAGUUUGAUGCCGGGCACCGACGAUACUGCCGCUGCACAGACACCCGACGCAGCAGGUGGCGCUCCAGCAAUGCCAGCACCGUCACUCGAUGAGCCUCAGCGCACCAAGAGACAGGCCAUAUCGGCAGAACCCAGCGCUCUGGAUCCUGCCCGACUCACCGACGUCACGCUCACCAGCUACUGCAAGAGCAAAGAGUCCAGCGAGCUGAUCCAGAGAGCGCUGAUGGACAAUGACUUCAUGAAGCAUCUGGAACAUGGACAGAUCCUCACCAUCUUGGACUGCAUGCGGCCCACCAGCCUGGACAAAGGCUGCUGCGUCAUCCAGGAGGGCGACGACGGAUCUAGCGUCUUUGUUCUGGAGGAGGGCAUGGUGGAGGUGAGCAAAGAAGGCAAAAAGCUGUGCACCAUCGGCCCCGGCAAAGUCUUUGGCGAGCUCGCCAUCUUGUACAACUGCACGCGCACGGCUACAGUGACGGCUCUGACCGACAUCAAGUUGUGGGCCAUUGAUCGCCAGGGCUUUCAGACCAUUAUGAUGAGGACCGGCCUCAUCAAGCAUUCCCAGUACACGGACUUCCUGCGCAGCGUUCCGUCCUUCCAGGCCCUUCCAGAGGACGUUCUCAGCAAGCUGGCUGAUGUUCUGGAGGAGACUCACUAUAGCAAUGGCGACUACAUCAUCCGGCAGGGCGCCACGGGAGACACCUUCUUCAUUAUCAGUGAAGGGCAGGUGACGGUGUGGCAGCAGACCGCCCCCAGUGGUCAGCAGGUGCCGGUGAAGACGCUGUCCAAAGGCGACUGGUUUGGCGAGCAAGCGCUGAAAGGGUGA